Molecule: messenger RNA, 1962 nt
Organism: Botrytis cinerea B05.10
Lineage: Eukaryota; Fungi; Ascomycota; Leotiomycetes; Helotiales; Sclerotiniaceae
Exons: 1
Coding region: 633-1751 (372 amino acids)
Source: RefSeq, a predicted model, not a curated record
GCAUCAAAAAUUGAUGACAGACUAUUGGUUAUUGCAGUAUCUACUAUCGAAAACAUUUAUGUUGUGGUGGCUAUGCGGACGGGAACUAGAAUAUCCGAACAUUGGGGUCGGCUGGGUCGCCUAAAUUCCACAUGUUACCAAUCGAUCCCCUCUAGUUUGGCAUAUACCGUUCAUUCAAGAGCGCUUACAGCCGCGCGUGGGUUCUAUUUCUGGCUUCCUACUUUUUCUGCGCCUCCAACAUAUUGCUUAAUUAUUGGUUCAACAAACAAAUCUCACCUACAUGUAAGCACGUUCUUUAGUAUCUGGAUCGCUUUGAAGAGAAAGUGAAUUUAGGUCAUGUCAACUGCGGCCGAAUCUUAAAUUAUAUUCCGAAGGCAACUCGAGAGGUAUGGUACAAAUAUGGUAAUUAACGAACAAGUAUGAGGCGGUGUUAUAGUAGACCUGGAGAUAGUCUGGCUAUAUAGGAGACCGUUUGGUACGCUUGUAUUUUGACUUUCUUUUCAUCAAUAACCUCAUUAACAAUUUCAUCCCCAUACCUUUUUACGAAUCUCAUUAGGUCUACAAAUUUCUUUUCUCAUUUUUUCGUAGAAAAUACUUCUUUCUUAUUUCAACUUCAAAGUCCAUAAUUCAUAAUGCAUACUUCAAAUAUUCUCUUCGGAAUUUCAUUCCUCUCAACCAUUGUUGCUGCAGCUCCUUUCUCAGUCGAUAAUAGCUUCCUUGAAGCUGUAACAGCAACCAAUACAGGGCCAUUACUAGCAAUUCAAACCGCAGCCCAUGGUUCUCUUUCUAAUAUACCUCCUCCUGCUGCAUUGGUCGGUGGAGAUGACAGUCUCACCAAUUUCAAGCUCGUCGCCUUCAAUGAGAACAUGGAAGUUGCAUUUUUCGAGGAGCUUACCUUCAACAUCACAAACAAUGUCCCAGGUUAUACAUUCGGUAGUCAAGACAGCAGGGACACAGUACUUACAAACCUCAACGCAAUUGUCGCACAAGAAAAAUUACAUUCAUUGAAUGCUGAGAAAGCUAUCGUUCGUUUCACCAAUGAUACCGAUGCUAUCAUUCAGCCAUGCCAAUACAAUUUCGAUGUUACCAACUUUGAGCAAGCCAUAGCUACCGCAUCUCUUUUCACAGAUGUAACUAUGGGUACUUUGGGAGAUAUCCAAACCGUAUUCGGUACAAACGGUGAUUCCAAAUUCAUCCGUGGUGUUGCAGCAUCACUCGGACAAGAAGGAGAACAAAACGGAUAUUUCCGACAAAUCCUUCACAAAAUCCCAUCCGCUCUUCCUUUCCUGACAGCUAGUACCAGAGAUUUCGCAUUCAGUGCUUUAAAUCAAAAUUUUAUCGUUGAAGGAAGUUGCCCAAACAGUGACACCAUCCCUCUCAAGACCUUCCAGAAACUUACUGCUUCUCAACCCGACACCAUCGAUUCCGACACCAUUAUUACUUUCUCAUUCCAGCUCAACGCAGAUCAAGACUACACCACCACCUGGGGAGAUAAAUGCGAGGGACUCUCGCUCGUCUAUGUUAAUCAACAAAAUAAACCUGUGGUUCAACCAUUCGAAAGUAUCAGUUUACAAGCAGAUGGAAAGACGGUUGUUUUUACUGCGAAAUUCCAAUUUGAUGCCGGUGCCGCCAAUGGGGCUACGGGUAAUGGCUUGACUUUGGCUGCUUUGGCUAAGGGUACUGAUUUUGCCAACGCGUUGGAGGUUUCUAAUAAUGCUGUUUUUGGACCAGCACCAAUUGAGAUUAAUUGAUUGGAUUGAAUAUUGAGGGAAUGAGGGGUUCACGUAUUGGGGAGAUUUGGCAUAGCAUAGCGUGGUGUUCUUUGGAUUUUUCUUCUAGGAAAUCGGGAUUUACUUGGUGAUGAGUUGUUUGCAUCGGGCGGUGUUUGGUUUCGUUAUUUUCUUGGCCUUCUUGUCGGGAAACCUGUCUUUACUUCCAGAAUGAUUCUCCUGGCUCUUAACA